GAUCUUAUCGCUUACUAUCCUCUAAACGAGGAAUUUAAAGCAAGAGAAAUUGACGAUAAGCAACCGGCUGGAGUUUUAGGGCAGGUGGAGCUCACAACCGGACCCCAUGGAGAAACCAAUGGAUCCUACCAGUUUUCAGGCAACCCAAACAGUUUCAUAGAGUUCCCAAAUGACGGAGGACUGGACACCCUACACUCUAUAACGCUGAUGUGCUGGGUUCAGCCCGGUGGUCGAGACGGACCGCUCUUUAACUACAAGAACUCCGGUGCUUGGGGAGUCCAUAUUUGGAUAGUUAACGGCAAGUUCUUUAACAGGAUCACCAAAUACCCAAAUCAUGCGUUUUUCGAUGCCAUAUUGACUGAUCAGGCACUUCCAGUGGGACAGUGGGCCCAUGUUGCGGCAACUUAUGAUCACAUCACUGGAGUCAACUCUUUGUACGUCAAUGGCCAUUUGUCUAAAACAAAAUACAUCGGCAAAACUGACAGGAUAUCGACCAACGACGGGCAAGUACGAAUGGGCGUUAAGAUUGGCGACUCCAGAUACUUUAAUGGCAAAAUAGCUCAAAUGAAAGUUUUUGACGUUGCUCUAGAUGAGGCCGACAUACAAGCUGCCAUGAAUGAAGGUAACGCACUUCAAAAGAAACAUGCCUUUUUUAAUUUGAUGAAAAGUUUCGUCCACUAGCUUCCUGAUUCAAAUAUUCAAGUUAUUGUAGCGAAGUUGGGGUUUAUGGAGGUCAGGGUCAUUCUGCGACAUUUUCCAUAUUUAAAUAUAAUUUAUUUUUAUAGGACUACUAGCUUUCCAGUAACUGCCAAAAACAAAUUCGAUUCUGUUGCUCUUACGACCACUAACUCUUAAUCUAUUGCCAAAAAAGUAUGAUUCUUUUACCCCUAAAAAUACUGGCUCUUCCCCUUUGCUAAAAUGUAAAGAAAUUUACCAUGAGUGAUUGUUUUAAAGGAACUCUACUGAUUCUAAAAUAACCCUGGAAAGUAGUUUGUUUCAGUCCUGUCACAUUCCCUCAAAACUGUUCCGCAUAUCAGUACAGCAAUUAAUUCCUUUUUUGCUUUCGUGUUUUGAGGUCAUCUUAUCGCUUACUAUCCUCUAAACGAGGAAUUUAAAGCAAGAGAAUUUGACAAUAAGCAGCCAGCUGGAGUUUUAGGGCAGGUGGAGCUCACAACUGGACCCCAUGGAGAAACCAAUGGAUCCUACCAGUUUUCAGGCAACCCAAACAGUUUCAUAGAGUUCCCAAAUGACGGAGGACUGGACACCCUGCACUCUAUAACCCUGAUGUGCUGGGUUCAGCCCGGUGGUCGAGACGGACCGCUCUUUAACUACAAGAACUCCGGUGCUUGGGGAGUCCAUAUUUGGAUAGUUAACGGCAAGUUCUUUAACAGGAUCACCAAAUACCCAAAUCAUGCGUUUUUCGAUGCCAUAUUGACUGAUCAGGUACUUCCAGUGGGACAGUGGGCCCAUGUUGCGGCAACUUAUGAUCACAUCACUGGAGUCAACUCUUUGUACGUCAAUGGCCAUUUGUCUAAAACAAAAUACAUCGGCAAAACUGACAGAAUAUCAACGAACGACGGGCAAGUUCGAAUGGGCGUUAAGAUUGGCGACUCCAGACACUUCAAUGGCAAAAUAGCUCAGAUGAAAGUUUAUGACGUUGCUCUAAAUGAAGUCGACAUUAAAGCUGCGAUGAAUGAAGGUAACGCGCAGUUUAAGAAAUAUGUCUUC
This is a messenger RNA of Pocillopora meandrina, 1728 nucleotides long. The record is from the annotation of a GenBank genome assembly. NCBI's taxonomy places the organism in Eukaryota, Metazoa, Cnidaria, Anthozoa, Scleractinia, Pocilloporidae.